Phytophthora sojae is the source of this 1416-nucleotide messenger RNA. RefSeq lists its product as hypothetical. The record is from RefSeq and is a predicted model, not a curated record. Gene Ontology annotation, biological process: cell division. Gene Ontology annotation, cellular component: cell division site; cytoplasm. The coding region runs from base 1 to 1416 and encodes 471 amino acids. Gene Ontology annotation, molecular function: GTP binding; GTPase activity. NCBI's taxonomy places the organism in Eukaryota, Oomycota, Peronosporomycetes, Peronosporales, Peronosporaceae. The transcript has a single exon.
AUGCGCUCUCGCUGCACGUCACUCCUGCUGCAAUCGCGCCGCUCGGCGUCCCUGCAGCUGUCGCGCCUGUCACCCCUGCUGCAGUCCGCGCGAUGGCAGCACACGGAGGCCAGCGCCAGGCUUAACGGCGAGAGUCCAGCGGCGCCCGCCCCCGCCUCGUCCCCAGCGCCUCGGAGGGCGCCCAAGCGCGCCAUUGAGCGGCGGAAGCGGCCGGCGCGAGCGUCCACCGCAGCGUCAACCGCCAAAGCCCCCGCCUCGACGGCAGCCGCCUCGGAGACCGCGGACAAGGAGGAAGGCAAGAAACGCCCGCUGAUGGCUACAUUCAAGGACGGCAAGCCCUGGAUCACGGUCAUGGGGCUCGGAGGCGCUGGAAGCAACGCCGUGAACAACAUGAUUGCGUCGCAGCUGGAGGGCGUCGAGUUCAUCGUGGCCAACACGGACUGCCAGGCGCUGGGCCGGUCGCUGGCGCCGCACAAGAUCACGCUGGGCAAGGACAUCACCAAGGGCCUGGGCGCCGGAUCCAAGCCCGAGCUGGGCAAGCGCUCGGCGGAGCAGCAGCGGAAGGAGAUCGAGCAGAUGCUGCAGGACAGCAACAUGCUCUUCAUCACGGGCGGAAUGGGCGGAGGAACCUGUACCGGAGCAGCCCCCGUUGUGGCCAGUGUGGCCAGGGACUUGGGCAUCUUGACGGUGGGCGUCGUGAGCACCCCGUUCCGGUCGGAAGGACCCAACCGCACCCGACUGGCCAAUGCCGGAGUGAAGGAGCUGGCCAAGUACGUCGACACGCUCAUUGUCGUGCCCAACCAGAACCUGUUGGCGCUCGCGAACAAGAACACGACCAUGCUGGAGGCGUUCCGCUACGCGGAUGACGUGCUGCUGGAAGGCGUCAAGGGCGUCACGGAUCUGAUCGUUCGGCCGGGACUCAUUAACUUGGACUUUGCCGACAUCAAGACGAUACUGUCGAAUGCUGGGCGUGCGAUCAUGGGCUCGGGUAUCUCUCGUGAAGAAGGUCGAGCCAGAAAAGCUGCUGAGCAGGCACUGGUGAACCCGCUGCUGGGCGACUUGCCGACUGAGUCUGCGCACGGACUACUGGUGACAAUCCGUGGAGGAGAGGACAUGACGCUGUUCGAAGUGGAUGAGAUCAUGGAGAUCAUUCGCAGCCGUGUGCACGACGAAGCCAACAUCAUCUUCGGCACGUGUUACGACCAGUCGCUAGAGGGCUCUGUGUACGUGUCCAUUAUCGUGAGUGGUAUUCAGACCGAUGUCAUCUCUCCGCCCAUCGGAGGAGCCCACGUCCCUCUUCAGGACUCAAACAAGCGCACAGAAAGCAGCGAGUUCAUUGCCAAACCGAAGCCUGAUGACGAGGAGAAGCCGGCGGAGCAACGGAAGGGAUUAUUCGGCCGCUUCUUUUCCCUCUGA